Lacerta agilis (Sand lizard) is the source of this 702-nucleotide messenger RNA. RefSeq names its product olfactory receptor 51H1-like. Gene Ontology annotation, biological process: G protein-coupled receptor signaling pathway. Lineage: Eukaryota; Metazoa; Chordata; Lepidosauria; Squamata; Lacertidae. The record is from RefSeq and is a predicted model, not a curated record. Gene Ontology annotation, cellular component: membrane. Bases 1 to 702 code for a protein of 233 amino acids. Gene Ontology annotation, molecular function: G protein-coupled receptor activity; olfactory receptor activity. The transcript has 2 exons.
AUGCAUUUCUAUUGGUUUGACUUGAGAGAAAUCCCACUCAAUGGCUGCAUCAGCCAGCUAUUCUUUAUCCACGCAUUUCAAGAGAUGGACUCUGGCGUUCUUGUGGCAAUGGCUUAUGACCGGUUCAUUGCCAUCCGUGAUCCACUGAGGUACAGAUCACUUCUGCCAAAUUCAUUCAUUGCAAAAUUAGGUGUAGCUAUAUUGUCCAGAGCUUUCUGUGUCUGCUUCCCUUGUCCAUUUCUUAUUAAACGGCUCCCUUUCUGCCGAUCUAAUGUGCUUUCUCACUCCUACUGCCUCCACCCAGACACAAUGAAGUUAGCCUGUUCUGGCACACAAGUCAACAUUUUGUAUGGUUUGGUAAUGGCCAUGUUUACUUUGGGGUUGGACGUUGUGAUCAUUCUCAUAUCCUAUAUCCUGAUCCUGAAGACUGUUUUGAGCAUUGCGUCCCACCAAGAGCGGCGCAAGGCUCUCAACACCUGCGUCUCUCACAUUUCUGCCAUUUUGAUCUUCUACGUCCCGAUGAUUGGCAUCAGUGUGGUUCAUCGAUUUGGGAAGCACCUCUCCCCCAUUGUCCACAUGCUGAUGGCCAACAUAUACAUUGCGGUCCCACCACUUCUUAAUCCUGUUGUGUACAGUGUGAAGACCCAGCAGAUUCGGCAGAGGAUUUACAAAAUGUUCUUGUUAAAGAAAAGCAGGGGCUGA